Molecule: messenger RNA, 819 nt
Organism: Dermatophagoides pteronyssinus (European house dust mite)
Lineage: Eukaryota; Metazoa; Arthropoda; Arachnida; Sarcoptiformes; Pyroglyphidae
Biological process (GO): regulation of transcription by RNA polymerase II
Molecular function (GO): RNA polymerase II cis-regulatory region sequence-specific DNA binding; DNA-binding transcription factor activity, RNA polymerase II-specific
Source: RefSeq, a predicted model, not a curated record
AUGGAGAAUUCCAUAACCAUUAUCAAUCAAAAUGAUCAAGAAAUAUUGAAUAUGAAUGAUGAUCGAAUUAAAUCGAAUCAACAAACAUUAAAAACAUACGAUUGGUUACAACAAACAUUUCAAUUUCGUUCAGGUGUUUCAAUUGCCCGUUCAUUAAUCUAUGAAUCAUAUCAAAAAUUUUGUCAACAAAAUAAUUUUCUACCAGUUUGUAAAGCAACGUUUGGAAAAUUAAUUCGUAAUCAUUUUCCAAUGGUUAAAUCAAAACGUUUAGGUGCACGUGGUCAAAGUAAAUAUCAUUAUUAUAAUAUCAAUUUUAGAGAAAAUGAUCGAAUCAAUAAUUUACAUACGAAUGGACGCAACAACAACAACAACAACUGCGAAAUAACAUUCAACGAAGCCAAAUCAUCGGAAACAUCAUCGACAUUAACAAUUUUAUCAAAAAAUAAAUCAAAAAUCAUUGAUUAUAAUCAUGAAAAUGAUUAUAAUUCAAUUAUACAAUCAAUGAUUUCGUUUAUACGAUUACCGGAAGAUCAACUUUAUAAUAAUGAUGAAUUAAUUUUUACAAAUCUUUAUAAAACACAUUGUCAAUUUUUACUUGAUGCUGCUUUGAAUGAAAAUUAUGGCCAGAUGCGUCAUUAUAUAAUGCAUUUUUGGCAACAAUUACCAUCAAAUAUUGUUAUUUUUAUUGAUCAAAUGAAAUUAUUAGAUUCAUUUAUGUAUUCAUCAUUAUGUCGAUUAUAUUUAUCCUUGGAUUCCGAUGAUAAAAAUCUUCAACAUAUCAAUACAAUUGGUCAUGUAAUAAAAUCGACUUUACCAUAA